This is a messenger RNA of Penicillium salamii, 900 nucleotides long. Lineage: Eukaryota; Fungi; Ascomycota; Eurotiomycetes; Eurotiales; Aspergillaceae. The record is from the annotation of a GenBank genome assembly.
AUGAAUCCAGUCAACAUUGAGCCAUACAAGCUUCCAGCUGACGCCACUUGGCUAGUCACGGGCUGUUCGUCCGGCAUUGGGCGUGAGAUAGCCACAUUGAUAGCGAGCAAGCCUAACCAACGUAUUAUUGCCACGGCUCGAAGCCCAAACGAUCUUUCUUACCUCCCUGAUGGAAAUUCGAAUAUCCUCAAGCUUCCUCUAGACGUGACGUCUGUUGAAUCCGUGGAUGCUGCAUUCACGGCAGCAGCACAACAUUUUGGCGAAAACUUCCACCUCGACGUUGUUGUCAAUAACGCGGGAUACUCUCUUUCGGGAGAUACUGAGGGCGCAACAGAAGAGGAGAUGCAUCAAGCUAUGGAGACUGUGUUCUUCGGAACUGUGCGUGUUACAACACGUAGCAUUGCAGUGAUGAGACAGGCGAAAGAACGCCGGGGCGGGUUGAUCUUUCAAAUUUCGUCACUGGCUGGGCUGUGUGCAUUCCCUGGUCAUGCAUUCUACCAUGCUGGGAAGUUUGCCGUGGAGGGAUUCUCGGAGUCUGUGGCUAGGGAAAUGCAUCCCGAUUGGAACAUCAAUUUCUGUAUUGUGGAGCCUAGUGGCGUGAAAACCAAUUUCGAGGGUCACAGCAAGGCGAACAUCAAGCCGCAUCCUGCUUAUUUGGAUGAAGACAUGCCGGCUAGAAAACUUGAGAAGUAUGUCAACGCUGGGAAGAAGCUUGGUGUGGGUAUGGAGCCAUCUGCUUUGGCUGAGAUUCUUUUCAUGAUCGCUAGUCGGGAGGAACGUGUUCCGCUUCGACUUCCGCUAGGUGCUGUCUCUUGGAAGUUGUCCAAGUCUAAGUUUGAAGCACUGCUUGGAGAUUUUGAAGCAGUGAAGGAUAUCAGCGCUAUGGGUCAAGAGAUCUGA